Messenger RNA from Pseudopipra pipra, 7731 nucleotides. It is a transcript of the gene HSPBAP1, whose product is annotated as HSPB1 associated protein 1. The record is from RefSeq and is a predicted model, not a curated record. The transcript has 7 exons. Gene Ontology annotation, molecular function: 2-oxoglutarate-dependent dioxygenase activity. Lineage: Eukaryota; Metazoa; Chordata; Aves; Passeriformes; Pipridae. The coding region runs from base 5421 to 6920 and encodes 499 amino acids.
UAUUAAUUUUUGUAUUAGGUUUUCCAUUUAUUCAGAAAUGUUGUCAGAAAGUGUCAGAAAUCAGUGCCAGUGGGGUACUGGGAAGAAAUGGCUUUGCCACUGAAUUUCCUCAGCAGCAGGUGGGUCUAAUUUACACCCUGCAGACAGACAGAAAGGUGGAAUUGUGGUAGCCUAGCAUAAGGAAAAACAGGGAAGUCUGCCCUUUUAUUUCCUGGUGGAAGGUUUUGGUCAAAGACCAUAGUCUUUUCCUCUAAGCAUUUUUUCUGCUAGAGGAGACCAGUGGAGCUGAGAUCAUUCAAUAUUCAGUUCAUUAGUUGAAAACCGACAUGACUGCUUUCUAAGCAUGCACUACAGGAUGGAAGGAGUACAGACAACAGGCAAAAGCUGGCCAGGGGUUCAGGAAGAGCUUUCUAGGAAGAGCCUGUGAGGAUUUAGGGGGAAAAUUUCGUAAAGGUAUGCUUGAGAUGACACACUGUCAUUUAGAAUGGGGGCGGGAAGUCCCUCCCAGUGGUGUAUUCUGGACUCAACCCCUUACUCUACCCUAAGGAGUCUGGCAGCAAUUUCCUUUGCUUUAUCAGAAGGACAGUUUGAGGUUUGAGGGCAUAGCCCACACUCUUAUCUUACUUCAUAUCUUGAGUCACUUAGACUUACUGUAAGAAAAACUGUAAGAUGCUCAACCCUGCCACAGGAGGACUGGAAUGUGAGUCCAAAUUCCUGUUUUGGCCUCUUUCUUUUCUUUUGAUGCCCUCCUUCCACAGUGAGGAGAGGAAGGAAGGGUGUGUUGACUGUAGGCUACCAGACUAAGCUUCAGGUGCCAGUUUUACAAGUGCAGACUGGUCUGUCCAGAGAGUCUCCAUGAACUUCUGCCUCUCCUUCAGUAACCAAAAUAUUUAUGCAAAUCUAGGUUAGCUGCCUGCUGGCUGUGUGUGUUUGCAGUAUUAACAUUCCCAGAGUCAAAACUAAUAGUAAGAGCAGUAACUGGUCAGGAAGUAAUACCUAGAUGUUUGUGCAGCCUAUCCUGAAAACUACAUGUGUGUAUUUAGAGACAUUUCUGUUUGCCCAGAGUAGGCUGAUUAUAGUGCAUAGUGUUGUAAUCACAUGCAGAUUAUUUAAAGUUGUUUUUUAAUGUGCAGAGGCAAUGUAGUGUGAAACCAUUAAGUCUGACCUCCAAACCAAGUCAUUUCUUGAGUUACCUGGCUACUUUGUAUUAAUGUAUUCAAAAUGCCAAUUUUUAAUUUUUUUUAAGAAGAAAGGAUAAGAAAGCAUUACAGAUUUGCAAGAAAAACAAUUUAGUGAUGCUUGUACCAAAUACAUUUACCAGGAUUUCCUUGUACUCCCUCUUUUAGAAAAUAAUUUUAAUACCUCUCAAAUCUCAUAUUUAAGCAGCAGGGUGUUUUGGCAGAAGCCAACUGCCAUGCACUAAUAAACUCUUCUAAUUUGCUAAAUUAUUUUAACAGAAUGACAGUACAUUUAGCUUUUUAAUGACAGUGCAUUUAACUUCUGAACAACUUUGAUCAAGUCCACUUUUAGACAGACUCCCUGCUGUGCUAAAUUCUUUAUUCCCAAACCCCACUCAGUUAUUCAGAAAAACUGUUAAUCAGAAACAUUAAAUUAUUUUUUCUCCUAGGAGCACAAAGUCUACUGGAGAGUACUUGGCCAAUUCAUCGCUGUUCUUUUACCUGCCCUCAAUGCUAAGUCUCGAUGAGUCUUCAUGUUUGACAGUACUUCAUGUAAAGAUGACUGGAGAGCUUUGUUUUUUUAAUUGGUAGAUCCGUAUUUUGCAAUGUGUUCCGUUUCUAAAGAACACCUAUGUUUUUUGCCAAUUAUAUAAGCUGUCACAGUUACAAAACCUGAGCUAAAACUUGGUUCAUUUUUUCAGUUCCUGGUUGGAUUCUGUACAUGCCUUGUAUAAAGUCAAAACAUGAGACAAAUUAUUCCUGCUUCCUUUUGUGCUGUGAAGCCACACCAUUUGUGGAGCCUGAUAGAAAGAACUAAUUUAAAGUAUUCCUUUUCUCUUGUGGAUCAGAGUACAACUGAGAAAAUGAAGACUCCCACAGAGCUUUUCUUUUGAAAGGGAAUAUGCAUUUCAAAUCAUUCUGGCUACCCAAUCUCCCCUAGGAAUUUCACAUUUAAAGCCCAAGGUGUGCAAUGGAUAUUUUGCUUCUUUGCAACACAUUUUAUUUAUACACAUUUUUACUUCUAUGCAUCUGUGUCCAAACUGUAUGCACUUAUGUAUAAGCUAUACAACCUCAGGUUUUGCUUAGGAAUCAGUUACCAUCCAUCUCAGGCUAGGAAAUACUGAGAACCCAGCUUUUAAGGUCUUUGUGAAGCUAUAAUAACAAUAACUAAGGAAAAGAUCAUUUUAAGUUAUAAUUCUGCUAAUAUCUCUUCAAGGUCUUCUGUAUUCAGAUACAUCUUUUAAUUACUUCUUAACACUCCUACAGCAUAUAGUUCCAUCAGAAAUCUCUGUUGGUCAUAAGCAGAGUUCUUCAAAUUACCGUAAUGCCUAUUUGAUGUAGUAUAUGAUAUUUACCUUUUAUCAUGUCUCUUUUCUCUAGCAGGCACUUAGAUAUGCAUGACAAAUAUUAUAGGGAAAGAAUUAUGUUUAACUAACUCUGUUCUCACCAAGGAAUACAUAAAACUGAAUCAAGACGCUUACAGAUUCUUCACACAGAUUUAGCAAGAAUCCCCAUUUGUCUUUGCAAAACCCUGUAAUGUACAUUUAUUUAAGUCUUUAAAUUUUGUAAAACAUUUCAAACUUCACGGUGGGUUAUAUGAUAUGUAUUGUAUGUGAUUAUCUAUAUCAGGAGAAGAUACUUACUUAUUUAGCAACAAUUUUAGUACUGUUUGAAGAUAGGAAUGAUUAGCAUCUUACUAAGACAGACUGUCCUCUUUCAUUCUUUCUAAAUUUUAUAGGGAAAUAGGUUUACAACUGAAGAAAGGGUGGUGACAUGACAAACAUGAGGAGAGGCUAUUUAGCCUAAUUUUUUUGUUGUUUGGCAUUGAACUCCCAGUAGCUAGAGCUCUGAGCCUCCCACUGUGUAUGCACUGUGGUUAAAACCACACCUUGCAAAAGCACAAUACGCAUGUGGAAAUCCAAUUAGAAAGCCACAUGGAAUCAACAGUUGGCUUCAAAGAGCCUUUCUGUCUAUUCCAGUAAAAUUUCAGCUUUUGUGGCACAACCCAAUCGUUGAGUGAAAUUACAGGAUAAACCUGAAGCUUUUGUAAUAAGUCAGCUUUACAGUAUCCUCCAAAAAAGUGCCACCAGUUUCUUGCAUUUAUUUGGAUUUACAUUCUCUAAAAUAAUUAAAUGUACUGCCCUUAAAGCAAAAAAAAUUGAGUCAUCAAAAAGACAGCUGUGCAGUGAUAAACAUGACCUAAGCAGGAAUAAUUUCAUUUUUAUGAGUUGGGAAAUCUGAAAGGUAGGUAAGGCCAACCAGCUCCCACAUGGUGAAAGCCACCUCUGUACAAUAUUAUAAUUGCACUGGUGAAAGACAGAAGUUUUAUAAAUCCUCUAGGAGUGUUCAGAUCUGGACUGAGUCUUGCCUUAGAUCUUGAGCAGAAUCACUGUAAAGGAACAUGCUGAGCUUUAACCUCUUACCGUGCCUCCUGCCAGCUCCUGGUAGCUGCACCAGCACGUGCCCUUGUGUCUGCAGAUGGUCUCUCUGCCUUCUCUGGACUUGCUCCCUCAGGUAUACUAACCUAUUCCUUGGAAAGCCCCAGAGCCCCCUCCCGGGGGCAGGGAAGACCAUAUGGUGAGACAUACGGUCCCCGUGAGGCCUCCUUAUGUCCUGGUUGUGCAAGUUGCUGGAGCGCGAGACUGAAGGCCAAGUGUCAGAGACAUCUCUGUGUCACAGCAACACCAUCCUGUCAAGUGUUGCUCUGCGUAUGAGAGGAACUGUGGAAAACAAACCAAAAUCCAAACUACCUCCUGUCAUCACCCUUAAGAAAGAGAAACCAUUAAAAAAUUUCAUGUUCCGUGAACAUAAAAUAUCAGAGGUCUUCAGUUUUAAAGCUUCACGAAGGAGCUUUCAUGAGUGAAAAGAGAGGGAUUCAGUUUCCCUGAAAGUCUGUGGGAGAAGAGACCCCUUGACUGUAGGAAACUCCAGCCCUGAUACCUCCCACUGAAUUUGUGUGAAGAUAGCUUAAUUUAGAAAACUAAAAAGCACAGCUAUGCAAGAGCAUAAACCCUAUCGAAAGAAGUGGGACUUGCAAAAGUUACCAGAGAUACAGCACACAGCACACACAGGGCUCCUCUUAUUCCUGCCAUUCACACUUCAGCAUUCAUAGAUUUAUUUUAAACUUAUAUUUGAAUUAAUCCUGUAGAACCAUCCUCAGUGACCUUGUUCUUAGUGGGUUUUCUUUUGUGUUUCCCCCAGCUGGCACCACGGGGCUGCCCUGUGUGGGACUGGCUGGUUCUCUGUUACCUGUCCCACACAUGGGGAGGAGCAACAGGCAAAAUUAGCACCCAGCAGUAAAGGAAAUUUUCUUGUUCUGUAUUUAUUUAACUAAUUGUGCGUGCCAGAUCGUAAUUUGACCCCUAAAUGGAGUGAUUGGAUUGAAUUGGUUUGUUUAUUUCAAGUAAGCUGCUAGAAGUCAUAGGGAGCCAUACGUAUCAACUCAGUGUGUUAAAUCUUAGGCAUUUUACAGAUACAGAUUCUGGAUGAGUUAACUUCAAUAGAGGUUAAAAUAAUGAAUGGAUUUUUUUAUGAUCUGAAGCUGUAGUCCACCUCCUCAUCUCUAUGGAACUGUUAUGUUAUUCCAUUUAAAAUAAACAGAUUUUCCUUCUCAAUAUGUCCCUAAAGAAAAGUUGUUCUGGAAGUGCUGAGUUUAUUCAAGGUUGCCAGCAUUUCAGCCUGACAGUUUCAGUGGGGCAUAUAAAUCUCUAACAGCAAAGGACUAAAUGGAAAUCUUGGGUUAGUUUAGUUCUUGGAUCGGCACAAUUUCCUUUUUGUAAGUUUUCUGUCAAUGAAAUUUUAAAACACUUUAAAAAUACCUGCUGGUUUGGUUAUGCUACUCUUCCUCCGUUUAAAUCAAAUGCACAGGAAGCUGGUUUGCUAUCUCUGAAAAUGCACUACACUUUGGAAAGAAUCCCAUGCAGAAAGAAUAACUCAUAAAAUUUAUGUUCUCUAAACUCUGGACAUUAUUUGCAAGGUUAUUUUAUUGUUAGCGUAAUUCUAAACAGUUUGGCUACAGUGGUGCUUUAUUGCCUAAGGUACAAGUGAAAAUUUUAAGCAUGUGCCUAUUUUUAUUUUUUGCUUCACAUUCCGUGUGCUAAUACACUGCUUUUAAGCUUUAGUGUAAGAAUGUUCUUUCAAUGUUUGCAGUAUAAAGUUGACUUUAAAAAAAAUCUACGAAUGUAAUAAAUCAAUCAUAAACAAAGGAGGUGUUAGUUCUUAACAUUUCCUGUGCUGAGGGAGAUGGUAGGUAACACUUCAUGUGUCAUAAAUCAUACAUCUCUGCAGCUGUUUUUUUUUUCUUCCAUAGGUGAAGGUGUCAAACCAUUUACUCCUGAGAAAGCCCAGGAAAUUGUGAUGUCUCUACAGCAACCUGCAGUCUUCUGUAACAUGGUUGGUGACUGGCCAGCCCUGCACUGGAAUGUGAAAUACCUUUCUGCAAUGUUGGAUGGAAAGACAAUCCAGUUUAGGCUAGGACUGAAGACGGUGGAUUUAGUUCCCCAGUUUGAAACCAGGUGUAGCUACGUGGAGGCUACACUUGAAGAGUUUUUGGCUUGGAGUUGUGGGCAGCCUUCUUGUCUCUCUGGACCAUUCAGUUGUUACGAUUCCUCAAAAUACUGGGCCUACGCUGACUACAAAUACAUUGCCAGGAUAUUUGAAGACAAGCCAGAAAUCUUCCAGGAUAUAAGGUGGUCUGACUUUGGUUUUCCUGGAAGAAGUGGAAAAGAGAGCACGCUUUGGAUUGGUUCUGAAGGAGCAAACACCCCCUGCCAUUUGGACUCCUAUGGCUGCAACUUAGUGUUGCAAGUAGAAGGAAGGAAGAGAUGGCACCUCUUCCCACCUGGUGACACCAGUUUCCUUUAUCCUACCAGGAUCCCUUAUGAGGAAUCCAGCGUAUUCAGCAAAGUCAACGUUGCCAACCCUGAUCUGAAACACUUUCCCAAGUUUAGGAACUCAACAGCCCAUGUCGUUACACUCAGUCCAGGACAGGUCCUGCUCGUUCCAAGGCACUGGUGGCACUAUGUGGAAUCCAUUGAUCCUAUCACUGUCAGCAUAAACUCUUGGAUUGAACUGGAUGCAGAUCAUGAAGCCCGUGUAGAAGAGGCAAUAACUCGAAUGCUGGUAUGUGCCAUAAAAUCAGCAGAAAAUCCCAGUGAUGGAGAUCUCUGGCUAAAUCCCACGGAGGUUGAGGCAACAUCCCACGAAAUGAAUCUUCAGUACCUGAAUCAAGCAGUGUCUGCAUAUAUCAAGUGUCAGAAGACAAGUGUGUCAGAGCAGGCACAUUCCAGCAGCACUGGUGCAGAGCAAAGGACAGGUGCCUCAUGCAAGAGGAAGAGGAGGGAAGUUGGCUGUGAGCCAGAUGGCUGCAGAUUACUAACCCAUGGAUUUGACUUUUCAACAUCUAAAGCAGAAGAGCUCCAGAAAAUACCUUUUGGGCCUCAUCUGAUUCAAGUUUUACCACAGUCUCAAGAAAUGGGCUCGAUGGGUGCAGUUGCAGUUGAAAGUGAUGGUAGAGAUCUUCCCUGUGAAAAUGAAGGAGAACAUAUUGGAAAAUUACACCGCAGGAGGAAGGAGUUGGUAAUGAGUAAUGACUGUGAAAUGCCUGCACAUCAAAUGGAUUCAGACAGCAGUCCUUGCACCUCACAAACAGCCCUUUCUACCAAUGAUUUGCUGGACUGUUUGGUUAAUCCGCAUGUCAUCAAUUUAGUGGCUCGGCUGCUGUUGGAGAGAACAGGGGUUUAACACUGGAGGUUUUUUUCAUUUUAUCAUUUCUGAAACAAAGAAGUCAAACAGCAGCCUUGUUCUGGUGUUAAAGCUCUGUAAUAAUUGAAUGUUUCGUUUCAAAUAAUUCUUAGGUACAGACAGACGCAGUUAAUGGCUAAGUGGCAGGCUGAAGUUAUGCUGAAAGAAGAAUAACUGGUUAGUGAUGGCUGGGAAGAGAAAGGUGUGUUUAGUCAGAGAACUGCUCAGUGUUAUGAGCAAAACAGAGUGUACACAGUUACACUCCCACCAUGCUGUGCUGAGGGGAUCUUUACAGCGUUCUGCAGCUCUGAGCUGUGAAAAACGUGGUUUGAAGACAGACAAUAGGAGGGAGUGCUGGGACAUUGCUACAUAGCAGAGGGGGACCAAGAGUGGGAGCAGAUAGACUGACUGACUGUAGACUGCAGUCCUUGACCACAUUUAAAGUAAAAUGGUCAGUAAGUGAUCAGUUGAUCACAUCAGAAAUAAUAAAUUCAAAUAAACCUAAACCUCAGCCAAGAGGCAAUGCACUCACUAAUGCAUCUACUUCCUCCCUUCCACAAAAUAACCUCAGUUUUGUCACAAACCUCUAGGUUGGAGUGAGACAGAAGCUCUUAACAAGAAAGAGGCCUUCAGCUAGUUCAGAAACUCUUGAGGCUGGGAGACAAAAGGCCAUUGGAAGUUACUGUUGUUAUUUAUUUAAAGCCAGAUGUACACUGUUCCCCGUCUCUAAGGAACAAAGUAAAGCAGCUAUGACUUUCUGUCUCUGUUCUACUCUUUACCAUAACAAUAAAAAUGUAGUAAUUUUUUUUCA